This is a messenger RNA of Grus americana (Whooping crane), 6736 nucleotides long. RefSeq names its product G-patch domain containing 2 (gene GPATCH2). Gene Ontology annotation, molecular function: nucleic acid binding. The record is from RefSeq and is a predicted model, not a curated record. Lineage: Eukaryota; Metazoa; Chordata; Aves; Gruiformes; Gruidae. The transcript is spliced from 11 exons. Bases 185 to 1726 code for a protein of 513 amino acids.
GCUGCUUCCGGGCUCUCAUCAUGGGGGACUGAGAAGCAGCGCUGGCCGCCCGCGUCCUCCCCUCCAGGCCCUUGCCCGCCAGUCCCCGGCGUUGCUGCCGGCCCCAGCUCCGUCUCCCCUCGGCCCAGUCUCUGCGAAGUGGCGCCAGCCUCCCCGGGGAGCGGCCGGGGGAGGCGCCGGGUUCAUGUUCCGGGUCGCUGAACCUACCCCGACCCGAGCUCAGGCGGCGAGAAAGAGCUGGCAUUUCAGUAGGACUAUGGAGGAACUGGUUCAUGAUCUAGUCUCAGCACUGGAAGAAAGCUCAGAGCAAGCCAGAGGAGGUUUUGCUGAUACUGGAGAUCACUCUCGAAGCGUGUCCUGUCUUCUAAAGCGACAGGCAAGGAAAAGGAGGGGACGAAAAAGACGUUCAUUUACCACUCAUCAUCCUUGGGAGACUGGUCACUGCUUAAGUGAAGGUUCUGAUUCCAGUUUAGAAGAAUCAAACAAAGACUACAGGGAGAAUCAUGCUAAUAAGAAAGACCACAGUGACUCUGAUGAUCAGCUGUUGGUUGCUAAACGUAGGCCUUCCUCAAACCUAAAUAACAUUAGAGGCAAAAGACCUCUGUGGCACGAACCAGAUUUGGCUGUUGACAGUUUGGGAAACAGAACUUUGCGCAGGAGAAGAAAGGUAAAACGGAUGGCAAUAGAUCUGCCAUCAGAAGUCUCUAAUGCACUGACAAUAACUCAACAACAGGAUAACAGCAGAGAUCAAGAAAUGGACAAUAACAAUAAAUCAUACCAACACCAAGAGUUUUCCAAGAGCAAAGUGAAAAAAAGGAGAGUAGCGGCAGCUCGACAAGGACCGGAAAUCUUGGAUGAAGGAGUAGUUAUAGAAAAUGAAGAAGUGAACCAAGCAAAUAAGGACAAAAUGGAAUAUGAGGAGCAAAAAGGCUCAGAUGAGAACAUGAGCGACAGUGAAUCCAGCAGUCUGAGCAGCAGUGAUGCUGGUUUGUUUACCAAUGAUGAGGGAAGACAAGGUGAUGAUGAGCAGAGUGAUUGGUUUCAUGAAAAUGAGUCUGGUGGAGCAUGUGGAAUUACGGGGGUCAUUCCAUGGUGGGAACAAGAAGACUCUGCAGAACUGGAGAGAGAAUUGCCUGAUCCAGUCUUUGAAAGUAUCUUAACUGGUACUUUCCCUCUUAUGUCCCGUUCGGGGAGGAGAGGUUUCCAGAGUAGAUUUAGUCAUCUUCAUGGAAUGCCAGCAAGAAACAUAAAAAAGGCUUCGGGAAAUCAGAAUGCAUUGAUAACUCCAGGACCAGGCGGUAGCAGGAAAACAGUUCACUUGUCCCAGGAUUCUCUUCACCAUGAUGUCAAGAUUUGCCCCAGCCACUGGUUUAGCCCCGGGGCUAGGAAGGAGCAUAGCCAGCUUCAACUCUUGCGAGACAACCGAUCAGAGAGAGGACACAAGAAGAACAGCUCUGUAAAAACAGCUAGCAGGCAAACCAGUGUACAUUUAGGAUCAUUGUGCAUGGGAGACAUCAAACGGAGAAGGAAAGCUGCUCCCCUGCCAGGACCCACAGGGUUUGUGGGUGAAAACACUCAACCAAUCCCAGAAAACAACAUUGGAAACAGAAUGCUUCAGAGUAUGGGCUGGACCCCUGGCACAGGCCUUGGACCAGACGGCAAAGGGAUGGCAGAGCCCAUACGAGCCAUCCAGAGACCCAAAGGACUCGGACUUGGAUUUAGCUGACAGAAAUGCACUCUGGCUGCCCGAGAAAAAUAAAGCUCAAAAUUCAUUUAAAAAGAAAAAAAAAAAAAAAGAAAAAAGGAAAAAAAAAAAAGGCAAACUUACAUUACUUGUUGUGAUCGGCAAAUCCAGUCGUUAUUCUCUCAAAGAUCGCUGAAGUCAGUGUGCUUCACAUUAGUUACACCAGCUGCAAGGUACAGCCACAGCGACAGAACCGGCAUUCGAGGCUAACUUUAAUGGUGCUAAAAUGUACAAAAACUUCUACUUUUUUAUUUUCUGUGGUCUUAAAGUUUGUAUUAAGCAUAAAAUUCAGUAUAUUCACUUUUUUUUUUUUCAUAAAAGCUUCUGACAGCAGGUUUUAGUAUAUAAUAAGCAAAUUUUUUUUGGUAAGUAUAAUUUCAUGUCGAGAGCCUUGAUAAGUUUUGUCGAGGAAAGUGGAACUUUUUACAGCCAUUAUGUUUUUCCCCCUUUCAGGCAAAGUUUCCUAACCUGGUAUUUCUAGUGUUUAACAAUAUUUGAGGACAAGCUGUCAUUUUGCCCAUAAGAUAUACACAUUUCCUACUGGAAGGUGAUACGGCACGCAAUUUUGUAUAAGAGCAUGAAAAGUGGCUUUGUUGUCAUAGGAAUGCCAUUCCAACACCAUUAUCUGGCAACGUGUCACUGUCUUCCACGUUGAAGCUCAAAAGUAAAGCUUUUAUACUUGUUUUACAUUUACAGGAUUAUCUUUUUUCAGCAAAUAUUUUAAAAAUUUAAAGUUUAUUCUGACUUUGGAUUUCCCUUGGUUUUAAUAAUCCUCAGUGUUUCCACACUUAAGAAUAGUUUGAGCUUUGAACCAGGAAAUUGUAUUUUAAAGAUGACUGUCUUUCAGUGUUUAUAUUCUGGGGUUUGGCAUAUUUUAAACAAUGCAGUGUUCAACAUCGUGUUAUCGUUUGGGUUUUGAUCGUGCUGGUGCCAAUGAGCCACAACCUUUAAGGAUCAUGAACAGAAAAAGGGCAAGGAGAAGCGGGAUUAGGGUGGAGGAAAGGAAGGAAGAAGAUACUUUGAUGGCAUCUCGCAAAUCUAAGCUAGCAAUUUAAAAUCAAGAGGGAUCAUUAAGUGUUUUAAUCAGUAUCCUAAUGUAUCUAAUGUCAGCAGAAGCAAUUUCAUUAAGCACCAACCAAUCAAGCUCCUAGGGUACUUAUUGGUCUGCAGUAUAAAACAAAUUCCACUUCAAAAUUAAAUGAUAGGGCUGAAGGAAACUGUUGUUCAGAGGGACUAAGGAGAAAAUCCUGCCCCCCCCCCCCCCACCCCGGUAGCUGGCAAUAUUUACCCUGACUACACAGGGAAAGGGAUUUGAUUCUCCAGUCUUUUUUUCUUCAAGAGGAGGAUCUCUCCCUUCCUUUGCUCCCAAACUGCAGACAAAAAUACUUACUUCCAGAUGCUUGCAAAGUAUUCCUUAGAAUAAAAAGAGCACAGCUUCAUUCAUGUGACUGUGAAUAUAGUGAUGAAUUUUAAGAAGUGUUUUAUUACUUUUCUAUUUCUCUCAACUUCACCCAUUUUUCCAGAAAAACAAUACUAGGAAAAGGAGUAGCAGCAGCAUUAUAGCAUUGAAUUUGCUUAAAAGAAAUGUUCUUGCUUUCCACUGUGAGUACUGUUGGUUUGGGACUAUUGUUUCACCAUACACAUAGUGUAGAGUAAAAGGUUAGUACCUGAUAUUGUUUUUAAUGAUAGCUGAAUGCACAUGUUCUCUGAGUUUCAGGAGAAGUAUUUAUUGCUGUUUAAAUACUUAAUAUAAAUGUGUGGGUUUGCUUUUUUAAAGAAGAAAUUUUAAACAGACUUGGGAUUUAUAAUCAACACAUGUACUUUUUAUCGGAAGGUUUUGGGGCAUAGCAUAAUGUGAUUUUGCCACUUCAAAUAUCUCUUGCACAACUAAACUGAAUUAAAUGCAUUCCAUAUCCAAAGAAUUUCAGGGCCACGUAACUGCAAAGGGCUGAGCGCCUGGAAUUCUGCAGCUAGCUAGAGGUGCCCACUUGGAUAAGUGUUAUUUAAAUAAUGAAUUUGUGGCGUGCUCCUGGUCUUUCAAUGCAAUGCGCUACUGACAGCGAGUGAAUUCUGAAGACCUCUUCGUAUUGUGCACAAUCAAACAUUCCUUAAAAUAAUUUUCAACCUGUGAAUUGUGAAAGUAAAUCUUUAAAUUCGGGUUGUUCUAGCUCUGUUUGCAAAACUGUAAAGGAAUAUUCAUUCUCUGUUAAAAUUCCAUUGUUGUGCUUUGGUUACAACACCUGCGUAUCGCGGUCUGGAGACUCUAAGUAUGGCACAUAUAACACUUGUUUGAAGUAUUUCUGUAGCAGUAGUUCCUCAAGAAAUCAGUCUGCAGCUCCAAAAGCACUUGAAAAUGUUUCCUCUCUUAAAAAGAUAAGAGGGAAAUAAUGGAUACAUGUUGAGAGAAAACCUCUUUAGCCCAUUCAGCUCUUUAUUCACCCAUUCAUCCAGAUACAGUGAAGGAGCCGACCUAGUGUACUGCCAAAAUGGUAGAACUACUUAGUCUGAUUGGAAAUCUUACAAGUUUUUGUUUUAAGUCAAUCUGUUAGUGAGAAGCUAUUAGACAUUCAGACUAGUCAAAUUGAUUUUGAUAUGGAGAUAGAUACACCUUGUCUGUUUUUCAGCAGGUAUUCUCAUAGGUGCCACAGCUGACAGUCAACUUUUUCUGUUAGAAGCUGUAGAACAAAGUGAUUUAUUACAUAUUUUAAUGUAGUGUUUUGAGAUAUUUUUAUGUUGCAGUAAAAUUUCCAUUCCGAUUCACACUAUCACUUCAUUUCUGUUUUUCCACAUCUCACAGGAGUGGUUUUAAAGAUAUUCCAGGAGUGUGAUUUUGCACAGCUAAAAGUAUUGUUUAGAAACAAAACAAAAAUACAUUGUACUCUUUUUUUUAAAGUCAUUGCGAUGUUAGUCGGCUUUGAAACAAGUCAGAGUACUUGGAUUUAUUUUUUUUUUCUUCAAGUUUUUCCCAUACCUCACUUGCAGUCAUACUAUGAUAUCUGCUAUAAAGCUGGCUCACGUUAUUUUAAAAUACACAUACAAGUAUUUUGAGACGAUAAUUCCUACUGGCUGUGACACUGAAGAUUUUUUGCCUACGCAAAUAAAUAUGGAAUCAUCUUGUAUCUAAAGGUUACCAUCCAUCACUCACCAGAUUCUUUCCACUUAGGUGUUUGAUUAAUCGGUAGCUCAGCUGUUACCAUAAUAUUCUGCUUAUGCAGAAUGUUUAGUGGAGAGAAGAGACAGUUGCGUAUGAUCAGCAUUGCAUUUUGCUACAUGUUCCAUGGUGUCUCAAAGUUGCUGUGAAUUGAGCCAUUAACUGUUAAUAAAAGAAACCCAUGAGCAGUAUCUUAUUUUUAAAUAAAUAUUUGUCGAAGUCAGAGGAGCCUUAUCAAUAUGCUCAUUUUAACAAGUUUGUCCCUGCAUUUGUCUUUUUGCAAUUAGGUCAAUAAUGGGUGUAGAAUGGCAGUAAAUAGCUAAAUAAUAUGUAUAGAACGCUUUGCUUUAACAGCACAAGUGCAAGAUGAAAUAAAAUAAAUAGACUGUUCUUCAUGAGUUCUGUAUGUUCUUUUCUUUACACUGCCCUUUUCAGUGGUGUCGGUUUUGCACAGGUGAGUACAAAAACUUGCUGUUUCUGAAAAUGUAAUUAAGGUUGCUAAUAUCUUGUAGCAAGCAGAUGCAUAUCAUGCUAAAGCUAUGAUACUACAUAUAGUAUUAUAUGUACCUUUUUACUAGUACUUCUUUUCUAGGUGGCUAUUAUCUAGCUGAAAAGGUGACACCAUGACAUCAGGAAAUGCCUUAAGAUGUUUGCAGUACUUUUGUUAUCAUAUUCUUCUAAGACAUUUAAAAACAAGUUCUCUUCACUCUCUAAGUAUGUGUAUACUUCUUUAACUGUGACAGGACUUUGUGCGUUCUCUUCAAACAGUUCCCCAAAACUUUCCCUCCAAGGAGAACUCACACAACCUCUGUUUUACCUUCCCUCUCGCCACGCUCCCAGGGCAGUUUCAGUACAGGUGUACCAGAAAUGGGGAUCCCUUCCCUCUUACUCUAAAGUCAAGAGACUUUAAUUAGACUUUCAUUCCCAGCAGAGUUUUCAGGCGCAGUUGGCAUAGUUAGCACACAAUAAUUGCAUCACCGAGUUACCCACAAAAGGAGUCCCACACCUAAGGGCAGUGUGUGUCUGUUCAGUCUCAAAAAACACAGUCAGAAUUAUUUCUUUAUUGACCUGUAGUCCAGCUGUAAAGCUAACGUAAAAUGUUAAAAGAGAAAAUGGCAUUUUUAAAGGUUGUUACGUGUUUUUGCUUUGAAUUCUCCCUGGAAAAGGUUUUAUUGUUAUCAAGUGGGGGCUUUUUACAGGGACAGUAUUUAAGAUUGGGAAUUUUUUAAAUUUUUUUUUUUAAUGACCUCUCUGUAGCUGAAAAAGUCUUGAAGGAGGUGCAGCAAUUUCAGCAUGGAUGUUGUGCUUGUCUCAAGUGAGGGUUUUUGCUAAAAAAAAAAAAAAAAAGUAAAAAUUUUACCAGCAUAGAUUGAUAGAAGCUGUAUCUGCUGUCUACUAAGCUAUAAGAGAGCCUGUCCAGCAAAACUGUCAACAAACUUCUCAAUGUAAGUGUGCUUUCAGUUAUUGUGGAAAACUGGACAAAAGUUUCAUGACUGACUGGUAGUAGGUAACUCUAGUGCAAAUGUUUGGGCUUCCGUUGAUUCUCCUAUCCUACAACAAAACAGAUAAUGGAGGUAUUUCCACUCUGAUGGUAAAGUGCUUGUAUUUGGAUAUUCAAUCUUUAAGUAAAAGACUGAAAAUCACUGAGAUUCUGUAAACUUGAUCUCCUGCAUCUAUGAGAACUGUGGUUCUUAACAGCUAUGAAAAGUGGUUUGAAUUAAUACGAGGUAUUCCAUCUGUAGAAAGUUACAAUUUUGGCCUGACUGCUUAUAGCAUUGCUAUGAUGAAUUUAAGUACUGGGGAGUCUGACUUCUGAGACUAUGAAUGUAAGUCAUUGUUCU